Molecule: messenger RNA, 465 nt
Organism: Ascochyta rabiei
Lineage: Eukaryota; Fungi; Ascomycota; Dothideomycetes; Pleosporales; Didymellaceae
Exons: 1
Coding region: 1-465 (154 amino acids)
Source: RefSeq, a predicted model, not a curated record
AUGGAUCGACUGUCAAAAGCGAAGGUCUUCACUAAGCUGGAUCUACGUGACGCCUAUCACAGGCUCCAGAUCAAGGAGGGCGAUGAGUGGAAGACCGCGUUCAAGACGCGAUACGGUCAUUUCGAAUACCUGGUCAUGCCGUUCGGGCUGGCCAACGCACCAGCCACGUUCCAAUCCUAUAUCUACCGAGCCCUAGGAGGCUUACUGGAUAGGAUCUGCGUGGUGUACCUGGACGACAUCCUUAUCUAUUCCCAGAACGAGGAGGACCACGACAAGCACGUCGAGGAGGUCCUAGAUCGUCUGGUUGAGUGGGGGAUGUUCGCGAAGGCAAGCAAAUGCGUCUUCUCCAGUAAAUUAGUGGAGUUUCUGGGAUUCGUUAUUACCCCAGACGGUGUGGUAAUGGACCCUGAGAGGGUCCGUACCAUCACCGAAUGGCCCAAACCAUCCAGUUAUAAGGAUAUUUAA